Molecule: messenger RNA, 661 nt
Organism: Camellia sinensis
Lineage: Eukaryota; Viridiplantae; Streptophyta; Magnoliopsida; Ericales; Theaceae
Source: RefSeq, a predicted model, not a curated record
AAUUAUUGGCUUAGUUUAGUUCCAUUUGUAUUGAGUUUCAUCUUACUUUUAUGUCCCAGGUAAUCACAGGAUUCGAACCAAAAGAGCGAUGUUUGCUUCUUAAGUUUGUAACAAGUUGUUCUCGAGCUCCUUUACUUGGGUUCAAGUACUUGCAGCCAACCUUUACCAUUCAUAAGGUUGCAUGCGAUGUGCCGCUUUGGGCAACAUUUGGAGGGCAGGAUGUGGACCGGCUUCCAUCAGCUUCUACAUGCUACAAUACUCUCAAGCUUCCAACAUAUAAACGGGCAAGCACUUUGAGAGCAAGCUUCUAUAUGCUAUCAAUUCUAAUGCAGGAUUUGAACUUUCAUAGAAAUCCUGAAAACUUACUUCUUCAGUGGGUUUCAUGACCAGGUUCAGCAGAGGCUGGUAGAUAUCAAGGACCACAAGUUUGAGACCAGGGAGCCUUUUCUGCAAGUCUUGGAUGUGCUGUUUAGCUGCUUGUUGAAGGAAAUGGCAUCUUGGUUCAGAGCCUCGCAACGCACUGGUUACUCCCCGACCCAAACAUUGUGAUGGCUGCUGGCAAGCAUCCAGUUGGUGGUAAUGUUGUCACUCCGAUCUUCCUUAUGCCCAGGCCAUACAGAUUCUAUCACAAGGUAAUGUUGAUAUGAAAUAUGUUCAUGAU